UACGUAUUAGUAUAUGUUAAUGCCUAUUGCAUGUAAAUAGGUGGCAGGGAAAAUUCGGGCGGAGCGAGAAGUGCCUUCGCACGUCCAUGGACAAUUGACUUUCGCGAGGUUGCCCGAAAAGCAAGCCAUGGCUUUGCGCAGUAUGACUUCUGUACGUCGUAAAUGUGCUUCAAAGACACAGCAGACGGCGAGCCGUCAUAAAGAGCCUGUCACCGUUGUCCAUUUCUGUAGCGGCUCGCUCUCACGCCUCUUUCUUCCUGGUCCGAGCGCAACCCCCAGUGGACGCGUCCGGACCAGCCAUGGCACCGAAGCGGCGCCGAGAAGCUGAGAAGGCGGAGGAGGAGAAAGACGACACAACGUCGACCAAAUGCGGUCUAGCUGGACUUCUGUCUGAGAAGAUAGAAGCCGAUGGCGUGGCGGUCACGCGCGAGGAAAGCCUCGCUGCCGUUGACUUCUUGGUCGCGGCCCUCACCAGGCUGCGCUUUGAGGCGCUGUGCCUGCUAGGGCUGGUAGCGGUCCGCAUGUGCGAGGACGCACGGCGAGAAGGUCAAGGCCUGCAGCCGCACUGCGCAACGUGUCGCCGGCUUCGGAAGACGGAGCUGGUGGAGGACGACAUGUACGCGGCGAUCUGCGCUGUGUCGGUGUGUGACCUCACCGAGCAGGGCCGGAAAAGGGGCCGGCCGUCCAAGCGGGACCAGCAUCCUGAGGACGACCUGUUCCGGCACGUCUGCGAGGAGCACUUCCCGCGCGACGAGGAGGCCGCGGGUGCUCGCGUCAACAGGUCGGGCUUGACUCCCUUCCUGCCGCCGUUGUCGAAGGGCGUGUUUACCAACGUCAAGAACCAUUACGCCGCAAACUUCGCAGCCUGGCUGGCGCGCAGCUUUCGCUGCCGCAUCGACGACGAGCUUCGCGAGCUCCGUACUCCAGCCACCAAAAAGCUGGACAAGCUGGCAUGGAGCAUGGCGCAUGCCGUGCUCUACGACGGCGAGUUAGAGCAGCCGCGCUGGUGGGUGGGUUGGGCCCAGGGCGCCGCCGCGCAAGCCGCGGGCGCGGCGGCUGCGGCGGCGGCACAUGGCGCCGGCCCUGCGGGCGGGGCCGCCGCCGCGCAAGCCGCGGGCGCGGCGGCUGCGGCGGCGGCACAUGGCGCCGGCCCUGCGGGCGGGGCCGCCGCCGCGCAAGCCGCGGGCGCGGCGGCUGCGGCGGCGGCACAGGGCGCCGGCCCUGCGGGCGGGGCCGCCGCCGCGCAAGCCUGGACCGCCCUCGUUGACUACGUCAACGCCCAGCGUGCGUCGAAAAGGGCCGCAGAGCUGUUGCUGCGGGAGGUCAAGGGGACGCAGGCCACGUACAAGAAGGCCAGCACGCGGCACAUGGAAUGGGCCGCGGAGAUUCUCGCAGGCCUUGAGGCACGCCGCGAUCAGCUGGGGGCGCAGGUGCAGCAACUGACGCAGGCGCAGCCGUUGACGCGAGAGGACACGCAGCGGCUUGCGUCCUUGCGCCGGGAACUGCAUCGCGCACGUCCGUUCACGCUGACCCCCAGCCCCUCCUUCGCGCCGAUCUAUGUGCCCCUUGACAACACGUCCAUGGCCCGCCUUCCUGGGCUGCUGCCCACCCUGGCAAGGCGCCAUGGCGAGGUCUUCGCCGGUGCAGGCGCGGGCGCCGUGGCACCCUCCUCGUUUGUCCAGGCCGCGUUUGGCGGCGGGGGCAUGCAGUCGUCUGCCACGCUGAACGCCGUCGGCUGGGGCCUGUUCCAGCUCGGGGGUGUGACCUCCCGCAACGCCCCCUUCGCCAAUUACAUCACCACGGACGGGGUGGCCUGCAGCGUGGCGCGAGAAGCGCACAACAAGCCGCUGGCCAACUUGAAGCCGGCGACCGCGCCCGCCGAUGCGGGGGAGCUGUGCACCCUGGAGGAGAUGAAGGCCACGCAGAUCAUCGGUGUGGACCCGUGCGGGGGAGGGAAUUGGUUCAUGGCAGCACGGUCUCCGCUGUACCAGCCAGGGCCCUGGGCUUGGGAGGGUGUCGGGGAGGGUGUCGGCCCUGCCCAGCGCUACCUGCUCGAGCUGCACGACAAGCAGCUGGAUGAGGAGUUGUUCCCUGGGCAGCUGCCGCCGGAGCCGCGUCGCAGGCGCAAGGGCGUCAGGCGCAAGGGGGGCGGGCGUAAGGGGGGCCACCGCCGGAAGCAAUCUAAGCACUGGCAGCCGCGAGCCAGGACAGCGCGGCGGCGGCGCCAGAAGCGGGGCCGAUUCCUUAUGAGCAUGGGCCACUGGCGGCACAUGUCAGGCCUGGAACGACUCCAGCCAAACCGCCCACAGCUUGCGCCAGCCCUGCAGGCGUACAUCGGCGGCAUCCCCACGGCGGCGACCGCGUCGGCGGCCCGGUUUGAAGAGCGCCUGCGCUACCUCUUCGCCAGUGGGGCGGCAGGGCAGGCGGCGGGGCAGGCGGCGGGGCAAGCGGCGGGGCAGGCGGCGGGGCAAGCGGCGGGGCAGGCGGCGGGGCAGGCGGCGGGGCAGGCAGAGGCGGGGCCCCGGGGCGCGGUGCACGUGCUGUGGCACUACCACUUCUCCGCCUUCCGCCGAAAGCGCUGGGCUGCGUUCAUCCAGCGCGACCGCGCGCUCCACCGCGUCGCCAAGCAGCUCACAGGCGGCAGGCCCAAGGAGGAGGUGGUGGUGGGGUGGGGUUCGUGGGCCUUCCAGGGAGGGAAGGGCGGCUCCCCCAUCUCCGUCAGGGGCGGGCGCGCGCCGACGGGGCGGCUCAUCAAGCUGCUCCGUGAGCGCUACGCCAAGCAUGUGUUCAUCAUCGAUGAAUACAAGACCUCCAAGACCUGCUACAACUGCGGGUGUCAGGAGAUGGCCAUCAAGCGGCUUGGGGGGCUGAAGGAGGGGCAGCGGCCCUGGUCGGUCAAAGUCUGCAACGACUGCUUGACGACCUGGAACCGCGACGUCUCCGCCGCCAACGUGAUCCGUGUGCUCCUCCUGCUGAAGCUGAUGGGCUUCGAGCGGCCGACCAAGCUGCAGCGGCCGCCAUGGCCGCCGCCGGCGGCGGGGCCGGGCUGAGAGCCUGAACGGCGCUAGCAGGGCGUGGGGCUGAGGGUGCACGUGUCGAUUGGCGGCGAGUGACGUGACUAGUUUGUUAGCUGCGGGUUAGCACGGACUGUGCACCCCACCCAACCGGCCACGUCCGGAUUUGCGGGGAUGCCAAAGGCCCCCAACAUAGAGGCGUGUGCUUAGUAGGCGCCCGCGUCAAGGUGGCUGGGUUGAUAAUGACCCGGGAUCAGCCCUUUUCCUGCCAUAAGGCAGCCACCUCCUUGUUGGGUGCGAGGACACUGUCGGCAGGAGCAUAUGUUGCAUGCGUGUGUGCGCACCCCAUGACGACAGCGCGCGACUUUCAUCCGCUGCGGCACCAGCGGCCUGCCUCAGAACCUAGGUCGGCAAUGACCGUGUUGCGCUGUGGACUAGUGUCUGACCAAGCAGAAGUUGGGAUACAUAUUGCUGGCAUGAACGAAAUAACCAGGCUAGGCUGCGUAAGAGUUUGCAGGAGGAUGAAUGUGUUCGCUACGUCAGGGGUGUCAGUGCACACGUGGUGUAAGUUGGAUUUACGAGUGCUUACAAGAGUGACAUGGUCGCAUGGGUGUGAGAUGCGUUCACGACGAGGCGCGCCGCACACUGAAAACUUUUGAAGGUCGCCUUUGGCUGUCGCUACUGUUGAGCCUCUCUGGGUCCCGA
Molecule: messenger RNA, 3719 nt
Organism: Chlamydomonas reinhardtii
Lineage: Eukaryota; Viridiplantae; Chlorophyta; Chlorophyceae; Chlamydomonadales; Chlamydomonadaceae
Exons: 5
Coding region: 300-3050 (916 amino acids)
Source: RefSeq, a predicted model, not a curated record